Molecule: messenger RNA, 1368 nt
Organism: Trichomonas vaginalis G3
Lineage: Eukaryota; Parabasalia; Trichomonadida; Trichomonadidae
Product: protein tyrosine/serine/threonine phosphatase protein
Exons: 1
Coding region: 1-1368 (455 amino acids)
Biological process (GO): protein dephosphorylation
Molecular function (GO): protein tyrosine/serine/threonine phosphatase activity
Source: RefSeq, a predicted model, not a curated record
AUGUUGUUUUGUGAUUCAUUUUCUAUUUUGACACCCUCGCCACCGAGCAAGAAUGCGAAGACUCUAGCUCUUUCUUUGUGGCGUGUGACUCAAAAUCCUCUUCGUUCUUCCUUGAAAUCGUUAUCAAAAGAUUCAUUAACAAAUAUCGAAGAUCUUCAAAAUAACACAAUCCUCGCGUUGUUUUCUCUCAUAGAAGAGCAUAAUGAUACCAAAAAAGAAAUAGAUUUCGAUUUUCCAGUUGAAGAAUUCAAAUCUGCUUUUACUCCUGAAGGCUUCUUGCAUCCACUGACAUUAUCAAGUGGAUGUGGAUUCUGUUUCAUUUUAUCAGGUACUAACUCAUCAAUAUUAGCCAGGGUAAGAUGUAUCUCUUUUACGCAAGUUCUCAAUUCACGACCAAUACAACCCGGUACAUUUUUCAAAGUUGAUCGAAUUUUUGAUUUAUUUCCCGUUGCUACACAGUUUGCGCUCAGAUUCCCCAUUGUUGCGCCUCCAUUUUCAAGAACAUCGUUUUUGCCAAAGAAAAGUCUUACGAAAAUUGCAAGCCAGCAAAAAGUUACAGAGCUAAGAUGGGAAAAAAUCGAUAAACAAAGUCGCUGGCGUGAACAUUUAUCUGAAAUUAUUCCAAAUAUCUUUAUAGCAAGCGAAGUUGUAGCCAAAAACGGUCCACUUCUUAAACGCAAUGGAAUUACGCAUAUCCUUAAUACCUGUGAACAAGUCUGCCAAUCCGCUGAAGGAUUCAUCAAAUUAUCUUUCAGAAUGAACGAUGGUGGUGGCGAUUCUAUCUUCAGUUCCAUCUGGAAAGCCACAACAUUCAUCGAUGAUGCACUUGAAAACAACGGAAAAGUACUUGUUCACUGCCAGGAAGGAGUUUCUCGUUCCACUUCAAUUGUCAUUGGAUAUCUCAUUAUCAGACAUGGAUAUGACUAUGCAAAAGCGUUUAAGACUGUCCGCUCUUGCCGCCGUGUGGCAUCUCCUAACCCUCGUUUCAUUGCACAGCUCCUUCAGCUCUCUGAAGUUUGCGGAACAAAUACUUCAUCAAAAACUUGUUUCUUCAGCCGUGAAAAACAGUUGCCAUUCGAAAUCAUCGAAAGAAGAGGCGAAAUAAUACCUGUACCAUUAUCAGAGAAGGCCCAGGAAAAUGAUGAAAAGGUAUUUGUUGUCGUCGAUUUCAACGGAAAUGAUGAUGUCGGAAUUUUCGGAGAUGGAGAUGAAGGAAAAAUCAUAAAAAUGUACGGAAAGAAGGCUUCGGAAGAUAAAAUACAGGUCGCAGAUGAGUUGAUUGAGGACCUGAGAAGGUGUUUGAGAGUGGAACAGGAUGAUGAAGAUGAAGACAUUGAUGAAGAAGAAAAUUUAUCUGAUGAUAUGUAA